Physcomitrium patens is the source of this 1284-nucleotide messenger RNA. RefSeq names its product stem-specific protein TSJT1. NCBI's taxonomy places the organism in Eukaryota, Viridiplantae, Streptophyta, Bryopsida, Funariales, Funariaceae. The record is from RefSeq and is a predicted model, not a curated record.
CGGGCUACAUAAACACUCUACCUGGGGUUCAUUAACCUUCUCGUCAUCGCACUGUGUUUUAUCGUAUUCAGGCUCUGACAUUUGUCUCUCGGCUCUCUGAUUCUCGCUCUCUUGCUCUGCCUCGCUCUCGAUCGAUCGAUCGGUCCUCUGAUUUUGGUUUUUCUGUGACGAGAGUUUGUCUGUCUGCCGACAUGUUGGCUGUGGUGCACAAGUCUGUGGCCAAAGCUCCGGAAGAGCUAGUUGCUCCUGAUAGCGGGAGCCCUGAUUGCCGAUUGUCAGGCGGAGACAUCUUGUCCGCCUACAAGAAGUCGUACCCUGAUGCUGUGGCGAUGCAUUUCGACGGGAAUAGUUUUAUGACCUUUUCUCACGCAAAACAAGCUCUGUUGCGUCCAAGAACUUUUUCUGGCGUGGAUGACAUUUACUGCAUGUUUGUUGGAAUGCUGGAAAACCUUCCUCAAUUAAGGCAGGCCUAUGGACUGUCAAAGAUGAUCACCGAGUGCACACUUAUUACGGAAAUGUACAGAGUCCUGCGUGAUCGAGGCCCCUACUCUGCUGACCAAGUAAUCAAAGACUUGUCCGGUGCAUUUGCGUUUGUUCUCUACGAUAACAAAACGAAGACACUUCUGGUUGCCUGCGAUCCGCAUGGUAAAGUGCCGUUUUAUUGGGGAAUUGCUGCGGAUGGAACUGUGGCCUUUUCUGACGAUGCGAAGCUUCUUAAACAAGCGUGUGGCAAGUCGUUUGCACCUUUUCCUCAAGGAUGCUACUUCUCUAGUGCUGGAGGAUUGCACAGCUUCGCGCAUCCUAAGGGCGAACUGAAGCCUAUUCCUAGAAUUGAUAGCCAGGGACAAAUGUGCGGUUCAACGUUUAAGGUUGAACAGCAAGUUCUGAAACCUAUUGGACAAGGCGUUGCUAUGAACUUUCCGGUCCCACACCCGCACCAUUAGAUAACUGGAUUUAUAAAUGAAUUUCUGCUACUUCAAGUCUCUCCUGUCAAGGUAGUGGCUGUAGUUAGAAUAUAAAUGCAAUGUUUCCAGAAUUCGCUGUGCAGUGACAAUUUUCUUGCACAUUUAGCUUCACACUUCAGCAGCGUAAACCUGUUCUGAAAGUGGCGAUCCAGAUUUUAUAAUGGGCAUCCUGACAUACUGUAGCAAUAUUGGGAGAUACUGUGAAAUCGGAGAUGGAUCAGUAACAUUUAUAUAUUACUCCUUGAACAUAGAUGAUUUUUGAGAUAUUUUUAAUGUAAAGCCGUAGAUAUUUUACAUGAAAACUCUCAUAUUCUCGCAA